AUGGACCCAGGAGACUUUCCUUUCACUUCCUCCACGCUUCGUGCUCUCCGCCUACAGCAGGAGUGGCUAGAAUGGGAGGACAGGAGGCGCGCUGCUGCCCAACAGUGCCGAAGCCACAGGUACCUCUCAAGUCCGCAGCCUCUACUCCUGAGGCCUCACCGCUCCUGUUGAGACCCAGCUGUCCACAACGCCUUGUUCUCUGGGGACCUGCAGCAGGCCCAAAUUCUGUUCUGAGAUGAAGAGGCGGCCAACAUAAUUGUGGAAACUGUGAACAACCAGCUGGCCUGGUCAGCGGAGCAGGGCUUCUGGGUGCUAACCCCCAAGACCAAGCAGACAGCACCCCUUACCAUUGCUGCAGCCAGAGGCUAUACAGACUGCGCCCGCCACCUGAUUCUGCAGGGGGCUGAGCUGGAUGCCCAAAUUGGAGGCUGUGCUGCCUUGCAUGAGGCCUAUGCUCAAGCCCAUCCUGACUGUGUGCUAUUGCUACUCACAUUUGGUGCCAAGGCUAAUGUGCUGUCUGAGGAGGGCAUGACCCCGUUGCACCUCUGCACAGCUCCCGAGUCUUUGCAGUGCGCCAAGUUGCUGCUGGAGGCGGGAGCGACCGUGAAUGUGGCAUCGCAGGAGAUCGAGGUGACACCUCCCUUGGCGGCAGCGCGCGGCCUCGGGCGCCACGUGGCUCUCUACCUGGAGCACGGAGCAGACGUGGGCCUUAGCACUAGCCAGGGCGAGAGCGCAGGAGCCGAAGGGCCGGGCAGCUGCCGGCAGCAUGAGGUGGCAGCGCGACGGCUCCCGGAGGCCGGAGCUGAUCAGGCAGCUGGGGGCAAACGCCACACGCCACUGCACAACGCCUGUGCCAACGACUGCGGGGUCCUGGCUGAGCUACUGCUGCGCCACGGGGCCUGUGCUGGAGUCGCCAACGGGGCAGGCCACACACACAUGGACCGCGCGCUGCAAGCGGUGCAGGAUGCCCCCAACUGGGAGCCCGAGGUCCUCUUCGCAGCGCUGCUGGACUGCUGGGCUUGGCCAGUACACCCCGAGAUGCUGAAACACUGUGCCAACUUUCCUCGGGCCCUGGAAGUCCUGCUUAAUGCCUAUCCAUAUGUCCCAUCCUGUGAUACCUGGGUGGAGGCAGUGCUCCCUGAGCUGUGGCAGGAGCAUGAAGCCUUCUACAGCUCAACCCUGAGCAUGGAGAACCAGCCAAGGCGUCUGCAGCACCUGGCCUGCCUGGCUGUGCGAGCUCAGUUGGGUAGCCGCUGCUGACAGGCUGACCAGCUCCCACUGCCCCCAAGGCUCAGGGACUACCUACUGUUGUGUGUGGAAGGUCACAUCCAGUGAGCUCUAUUGAGCUCUGUGCUGGCCACUGCUGCUUCCAUCUGUUCCUAAGCCCAGCGGGGGAAACCGACCACUGACCCUCUUCUCUGCACUUUGCAUGCCCUCCAGGACCAGUUUAUUUCUCCACUGAUUUCCCCAGGGUCAGCCUUCGCUCACCUCCUGCUCUUGUGUUUAAGCAAAUGACUUCUCUAUCCACCCAAGCUACAAGUAACUGAACCCAAUUGCAUUUUUCCAGGGCCACCCACAGACCCUUAACUGGGCUUGAUGGCAUAUGCCUCUAAGUACUUGGGAGGCUAAGGCAAUAAGAUUUCGAAUUCAGCCAG
Molecule: messenger RNA, 1655 nt
Organism: Nannospalax galili (Upper Galilee mountains blind mole rat)
Lineage: Eukaryota; Metazoa; Chordata; Mammalia; Rodentia; Spalacidae
Gene: Asb16
Product: ankyrin repeat and SOCS box containing 16
Biological process (GO): neuronal action potential; negative regulation of delayed rectifier potassium channel activity; intracellular signal transduction
Cellular component (GO): membrane; axon initial segment; synapse
Molecular function (GO): transmembrane transporter binding
Source: RefSeq, a predicted model, not a curated record